AACACUGAAAUCUUAGGAUGGCAGUUCCACAAGAGAAGGUUGAUGCUUAUCUGAGCAGUCUUGAUUUGCCUGAGGAACUGAAGCAGGUGCCUCAAGUGAAUGUGGGUUUUGUUGGAUUGGAUCCAAAGAAUGUUGAAACGCAUAAAACCAUUGUGGAUGCAUUCACUUCUAGUAGAAAGGUGGACACUCAUGGUAUCCACUACUCUAUCAUAGCUGGUGACAGGGAAUUUCCACCUGCAAAGCCAAAGAGGACAACAUAUGAGUGGUUUCUACCCAAGGGCAUUUUGAAACGAAAGUGGAUGAAGAAGCACCUCUAUGAUCUUCCUGCAGUAGUGAUCAUCUUUUUCGACCUGGACUGGGGCGACCCUGCCUGGAAUGAGAAGAAAAUCGGAUGUUCGUCGCGUGUCAAAGCCAUCAGGGCGGCGCUGACGACCCAGCAGACGCGGCUGGCGGUGGUGCUGGUGCAGCGGGCGGCGGCCGGUGACGACCCGCAGGCGGCUGAGCGGGCCGCCGACCUGUGCGCCGCCUGUGACCUGCCCCCCAAGUCCCUCUGGGUGCUACCCAUCACUGAUCACCUGAGCCAGUACGCCAUGAGGCUGGAGAGCGCCUUCUACGAGCUGGCGCAGACGUACUACCACCAGCGCGUGAAGGCGAUCCGCGCGCACCGCGAGCUUCUCAGCAAGAGCCACCACCAGGCGCUGUUCGUGCGCCACCAGUUCAAACUGGGCUUCUUCUGCGAGGUGCGGCAGGACAUGGCCGCCGCCUACAAGGCGUACCAGCAGGGCUACGCGCACCUGCUGGAACUGCCCACCACGGACCUGACGCUGUGCGAGCUGAAGGUGGUGGCGGCCAUGCUCAGUUUCAAGGUGUGCCGGCUGGCGUUCCGUCAGAACUUGCCGCGCGACGCCAUCGCCCACUUCCGGCGACACGUGGAGCUGUUUCGGGCGCGAGUCGGUCCGCAGGAGCUGGCCGUGGAGCACUGCGGCUGGCUGGCCCAACAGUACCAGUGGUUCGGCGAGGUGUUUGACCAGGCCAUCCAGAUGGGACUGCCGGCCAUCCAGACCCAGCACCCGGGCCUCUACUUUGAACAGGCGGCGCUACACGGACGCAAGCGGCACCAGACGGCCGCCGCGCUCCCGCUGGACGGAGCGCAGUACCCGUCGCCCGACCCGCUGGCCGGCAGCCUAGAGACAGAUUUUUUCGGCCAGCGGCCGUGGCGCCCUGCCGGGAGGAACGUGGAACUGAUGGACACCGAGCGCGAGAAGCUCGGAGUGCUGGCGAUCCAGCUGUGCGAGCGAUCGGUGAACCACCACAACCUGGUGAUCCCGCUGCUGAGCAGUGCCAUCUCACACUUCAAAAAGUACCACUGCCCGCGCAUGAAGGAGCGCCUCAUGGUGCAGAUGGCCGAGGAGUACGCGCUCAGUGGCGACCACGACAAGGCCGUCAUCCUGCUGGGCAAGGUGCUGCUGCUGUACCGCUCGGAGCGCUGGUGGCCGCUGGUCGUCCAGGUGGCCUCCCUGGGUCUGCGCAGCGCCUACCUCAGCUGCCAGCUGGAGCCCUACCUGGCCAUGGCCGCUGCGCUGCUGUCGGCCGCCGUGCCGACGCCGGCCGAGCAGCGAGCCCGACUGGACGCCAACGUGCACCGGCUGAUGGCGCGGCAGCCGCCGGAGCCGGAGCCGGGCUGCGCGGUGGCCGCCGGCUGGCCGGCCGCGCUGGCCGCCGUCCACCAGCCGGUGCCGCUGGAGCUCUCCUCCCGCGACACGCUCGUCUCGUGCUCGGCGUCGUUCGGCGCGGCGCGCUACCAGCAGGGCCGGCCGCUGACGGUGCGGCUGCGGCUGGCCAACCUGAGCGCGGCGCCGCUGCCGCUGCAGACGGCCCGCGUGGCGGUGGCGGGCCGCGGCGCGCAGACGGCCGCCGGCGGACCGCUGCCGGCCGGCGCCGAGCGCGUGCUCACGCUGGACGUGCCCGCCCGGCUGGCAGAGCUCGGCUCGGUCGUGUGGCUGGAGACGGUGGCGCUGGAGCUGGCGGCGCCCGACUGCCUGCCGCUGCGGCUCGAGUGGAAGCUCAGCCUCGGGGACGAGCAGCUGCACCAGAGCAUGUUCGGCCUGCCGGUGGGCGCGCCGUUCGCCGAGCUCGGGGGUCUGUGUGCCACCGUUGUGCCCCGGCCUGCCCGACUCACACUCGCCGCCGACCACCGGCCGCCCGCCCUGGUCGGCGAGGUGUACCAGCUGGAGGCCUGCCUGACCUGUGACGACCUCGGCGCAGAGGUCACCGACCUCGUGCUGGAGGUCAGCCUGCUCGGCGCCGACGAGGAGACGGCCAAAAACACGUUCGUGGUGUACGGCGACAUGUGCCAGCCGCUGUCGCAGCCGCUGCAGCUGCCGUGCGGCUCCGUGCAGCCGCUGGCCAGCUGCCGGCAGCUGCUGGGCGUGCAGUGCCUGACGGCGGCCGGCCGGCAGCUGCAGCUGGCCGCCCGCUACUCGGAGCAGACUGAGGCCGGCCUGUGCCAGGGCCGCGUGGCGCACACAGUCGGUCUGGAGGUGGUGCACCCGUUCCAGAUGUCUGUGCGCGCCGUGGCGCUGACGCUGGAGCCGGUGGAGGCGGUCGGCGCCGAUCAGACGGCGCUGCUGAUCGCCCAGAUCACCAACACGGGCCCGCACACGGUCCGACUGCGCUCCACGCUGCUGCAGAUGGACGAGACCCUGUUCACCGUGUGCGACUCGGAGGGUGAGGAGGAGGACGGUACCACCUCGGAGGACGGCGCGCCGGCCGGCGGCGGCCUCCGCGACCUGGUGCUCCAGCCCAUGGAGUCGGCCACAGAGUGUGUGGCGGUGACGGCCGGCGCGGCGGCCGGCGCCGCCCAGCCCGGCUCCUACACAGUCAUCUGGAACAGGUCGGAGUGGGACGACCGUCCGGUGAGCACGGUGUCGCCGGCGCCGGCGCUGCAGGUGGUGCCGUGCCCGCUGCAGGUGACGGCCGACCUGCCCGCCCACGGCACCGUGCGCACCCCACUCGCCGUCCGCUACACGGUCACCAACCGCAGCGCGCACGUCUACAGCCUCAUGAUGCUCAUGGAGCCCAGCGACGGAUUCAUCUUCGCCGGAAACAAACGCUACCAGUUCCGUGUGGUGCCGGGCGGCAGUCGGCAGCUCACCUACAACCUGUACCCGCGCCUGUCGGGCCGGCUGACGCUGCCCCGGCCGCGGCUGACGCUCUACAGAGACGGAGCGCCCGUGGAAGCCGCGGAACUGAUCGACGCCGCGCUCCGACACCUGCCCACACACAUCUGUGUCAUGCCGCAGGAGAAGGGCGGCCCGCACGACGUCCAGGGUCUGACCGACUCCAUCAGGGCCUUGUAACGCCGCUAGCUGUCGCCAUCUCAGUCUCGUCAGCGCUCGUUACAGAGCAUGCCGACGGUGUGUGUCGCGGCCCGCUGGAGUCAGGGUACUACUGAAGCUCUGUAGAGGGCCUGUCGGCGUGGUGUGGUGGUCGCACCGGAUCGCUUUGGAGGGCCGCAGCGCUGUGAGGUGGUGUAUGAAAACAUUCCAGCUGCGAGGUGCCUCUGUCUGGGGUCUUACUGAUUGUGCGCGCGAUAUGCUAUCGUGUGGUAUAGGACGUGUUGUUAUUUCACGUGUGGUUGUCGUGCGAAGUCAAUUUUGCCAGGUGGUGGCGCCUCGCCUCCCUGCGUGUUAUGAGUGGGUAAUUUAAUCGGCUCUUGCUUUCAAAGAAUUAGGUGGACUGGCGGUUACGUGUUUAUUGUACUGUUACAACCAUCUAGCCAGGUUGACUUGCCGUGAGAGCUCAUACGUGAUGCUGAGUAUAUGACAGUCGGAAUGUGUUUAUUUGCUGAAAUAUCAUUAUUGUUGCCUGAGA
Molecule: messenger RNA, 3873 nt
Organism: Amphibalanus amphitrite
Lineage: Eukaryota; Metazoa; Arthropoda; Thecostraca; Balanomorpha; Balanidae
Gene: gry
Product: trafficking protein particle complex subunit 11-like
Exons: 17
Coding region: 18-3359 (1113 amino acids)
Cellular component (GO): cytoplasm
Source: RefSeq, a predicted model, not a curated record